This is a messenger RNA of Staurois parvus, 1476 nucleotides long. Lineage: Eukaryota; Metazoa; Chordata; Amphibia; Anura; Ranidae. The record is from the annotation of a GenBank genome assembly.
AGAUUGCCUUCAUGACGGUGACUCUCUUUCCCAUCCGUCUGUUUUUUGCUGCUUUUAUGAUGCUCCUUGCCUGGCCUUUUGCUUUUAUUGCUGCUAUGGGUCGCACAGGGAAAGAACUUGAGAUGCCUAUGUCCUGGUGGAGAAAGUUAUUGGACAUCCUCCUAAAAAGCAAUCAUGCGUACAAUGUGGUUUGCUGGUGGUUUCCACUGGGUGACUGUAAAGGGAAGACAAGCACUGCCCGCUGAGGCUCCUAUCCUGACCUUGGCUCCACAUUCUUCGUAUUUUGAUGCCAUUCCAGUAACGAUGACAAUGGCCUCCAUUGUGAUGAAAGCAGAAAGCAAAGACAUUCCUGUUUGGGGAACUCUGAUCAACUAUAUUAGGCCAGUGUUUGUUUCUCGCUCAGAUCAGGAUUCACGGAAGAAGACAGUAGAGGAAAUUCGAAGACGGGCCCACUCUAAUGGUAUAUGGCCACAGGUAAUGAUCUUCCCAGAAGGAACCUGCACCAAUAGAUCAUGUCUCAUUACCUUCAAACCUGGUGCGUUCAUUCCUGCUGUGCCAGUCCAGCCAGUGGUUUUAAGGUACCCAAAUAAAAUGGAUACAAUAACGUGGACAUGGCAAGGUCCUGGGGCAAUGAAAAUACUUUGGCUUUCUUUAUGUCAGUUUCACAACUAUGUAGAAAUUGAGUUUCUUCCAAUUUAUACUCCUUCUGAAGAAGAGAAGAAGAACCCUGCCUUGUAUGCUCACAAUGUAAGGCGUAUUAUGGCAAAAGCAUUGGAUGUGUCUGUCACAGACUACACAUUUGAAGAUUGCCAGCUAGCAUUAGCGGAGGGUCAGCUUCGUCUCCCAUCAGACACUUCUCUCUUGGAGUUUGCAAGACUUGUAAGAAGUCUGGGGUUAAAGCCAGAAAAGCUUGAAAAAGAGCUAAAACAAUUCUCAGAAAGUGCCAAGAAAAGGAAAGGGGAGAAGAUAAACCUAAAAGAAUUUGCAGAGUACCUGUCUGUUCCAGUAACAGAGAAAUUAGAGGACCUAUUUGCCUUAUUUGAUGAAAAUGAAGAAGGUGCAAUUGAUCUAAGGGAGUAUGUUAUUGCAUUGUCUGUUGUGUGUAGACCUUCCAAGACCUUGGACACCAUUCAGUUGGCUUUUGAGAUGUACCAGUCAGAGAAUGAUAAAACCAUAGUAGAAGACGACUUGGCAGUGAUUCUGAAGACUGCACUGGGAGUGUCAGAGCUUAGUGUAACAGAUAUUUUUAGAGCAAUAGAUGAAGAAGAAAAGAGUAAAAUUACAUUUGAGGACUUCAACAGAUUUGCAGAACUGAACCCCAGUUUUGCCGAAGACUAUAUUUAUCCAAAUAUGGUGGACUCUGAAACUCUUCUAAACAGCCCUUCUCCCAAUGCUCCAAAUGGCUUCUGUACUGAUUUCACACCUGAUGACAUGGAAGAGACACAGUACCACAGGGAUCAAAAGAAAACAAACUAA